Messenger RNA from Penicillium subrubescens, 1464 nucleotides. RefSeq lists its product as uncharacterized. The record is from RefSeq and is a predicted model, not a curated record. The transcript is spliced from 2 exons. Gene Ontology annotation, cellular component: nucleus. NCBI's taxonomy places the organism in Eukaryota, Fungi, Ascomycota, Eurotiomycetes, Eurotiales, Aspergillaceae. Bases 1 to 1464 code for a protein of 487 amino acids. Gene Ontology annotation, molecular function: DNA binding.
AUGCAGAAUUCCAUCCCUUCCACCCCAUCAUCUGUGGCCCUCUCGGCCAGGAUGCCCUACGAAAAGAGAGCGAACAAGGGCAUUUCUGACGCGCAUAAGAAAGCUCUACGUAUCUUUGCAUCUGAAACGCGCCCUAAACCCUCUCAGAGAGUAUGUGCUGAGUGGUUUCUAUCUAAAUUCGGCCGCCCUAUUGAUCGGACUACCGUCUCAAGGGUCCUUUCAUCUCAAUACGACUAUCUUGAUACUGGUGAAGCAGGGAUUAAAACCCGGAAAUCGACGGCGCAGUGGCCUAUAUUGGACCAGGCCCUCUUUGAAUGGCAGCGACGACAUAUAAAUGCUGGGUUUCCGAUAUCAGGGCCACUCAUUCGGAUGAAAGCUGUCGAAUAUUGGAAGAAAAUACCCGUAUAUGCUGAGCUUCCAGGGCCCCUUUUCUCUGAUGGUUGGCUUACCCGGUUUAAAAAACGCCAUUCGAUCCGAUAUCAUACCUUUCAUGGCGAAGCUGCAUCGGUCCCAGCCUCAAUACAUGACGAGAUGAAACCUAUCAAGGCAAUCUGCGACCAAUAUCAGCCCGAUGAUAUCUAUAAUAUGGACGAAACGGGGCUUUUCUGGCGUCGUAUGCCAAACGGUGGUCUAUCGACGGAUGGUCAUGCUGGUCAGAAAAGAGAUAAAACCAGGAUCACUAUUGCUGUGGCAACUAAUGCUACUGGUUCAGACCGGAUGCCUCUCUGGUUAAUUGGGACUGCAAAGACACCUCGCGCCCUACGGGGUGUAAAUUUGCGGUCGAUCGGAUGCAUCUGGCGCUGGAAUAACAAGGCAUGGAUGCGCCAUGGAAUUAUGGGAGAAUGGCUACGCUCGUUUUAUAGGCAUAUUGGCAAGCAAAGACGAGUCCUGCUAUUGCUGGAUAAUUUUUCUGCACACCUCCUCGCUAUUAAUAAAGCGCCGCCGCCGUCCAACAUCAAGGUAGUCUUUUUCCCUGCAAACGCGACCUCGGUUUACCAGCCAUUAGAUCAAGGGAUUAUCCAGAACCUGAAGCACCAUUAUCGGAAGAAGUGGAUGCUUUGGAAGAUUGGGCCUCUGUAUAAACAGGUGACCACCAAGCUCACUUACGAGGGUCAGGAAGCUAUGCCUUUAGAUGAAUUCCUGGACCCGUCAGAUGAGAACAUCGACGUCAGCGACCCUGAUUUGUCCGAUAUAAUCGCUGAUUUAUCUGAAGACGGUCUUACUAGUGCUAGUGAUGACCAGGAUGAAGAUUAUAUAUUUGGGCCACCACCUGAGCUUUUAUCUGAUGCAAAGGCUAUUAGUCAUAUGCAUGAGGUCAUGGAAUGGGUUCAGCAUAAAGAGGGUGCUAUGGAAGAGAAUAUCCGAUAUAUGGAGAGCUUAAUUGGCGAUUUUACUAGGUUACAGGUGGAUGGGAGGAAACAGAAAACAUUGGAUGAGAUGGGCUUCCUCCUAAAGAGGAAAUAA